Salvelinus sp. IW2-2015 is the source of this 906-nucleotide messenger RNA. Its product is annotated as olfactory receptor 52K2-like. Gene Ontology annotation, cellular component: membrane. The record is from RefSeq and is a predicted model, not a curated record. Gene Ontology annotation, biological process: detection of chemical stimulus involved in sensory perception of smell; G protein-coupled receptor signaling pathway. NCBI's taxonomy places the organism in Eukaryota, Metazoa, Chordata, Actinopteri, Salmoniformes, Salmonidae. Gene Ontology annotation, molecular function: G protein-coupled receptor activity; odorant binding; olfactory receptor activity.
AUGGAACCACUGGCCAUAGCUCCAUCAGGUGUUUACCCAGCAUUCCUUUUUGGAACCCUUACGUACUGUUUCAUUGUGUUUUGCAACGUGACGGUUUUAUCCACCAUAGCCCUGGACAGAAAGCUGCAUAAACCCAUGUUUAUCCUACUCUUCAACAUGCCUAUCAAUGACUUGAUUGGUGCUACAGCCUUCUUCCCUCAGCUGUUGGUGAGCAUCCUGGCUCAGAACAGGUCCAUCUCCUACCCUGCAUGCUACCUCCAAGCUCUGCUCGUCCACCUGUACGGAGCUGGCUCCUUAACUAUCCUGACUGGCAUGGCUUAUGACAGGUAUAUCGCAAUCUGCUGUCCACUGAGGUAUAACUCCAUCAUGAGUUCCAGUAACUUGAUGAAAAUCAUCGUUUUCAUGUGGCUUUGGGUCAUUACCCUGAUUGUGGUUCUCUUGGCUCUGGUCACUCGUUUCAAGAUCUGCAGAACAACAAUAGUGGAUAUUUAUUGUAACAAUCCGUCAUUGGUGAGGCUCAUUUGUGAUGACACACGUAUAAACAACUACUAUGGGUUGUUGAUAACAGCUGUCUUUCAGGGUGUAUCGUUGAUAGUGGUUAUAUUUACAUAUAUCCAGAUCCUGCUCACCUGUGUCAUGAAUAAGUCGCCUGAUGCACGGAGCAAGGCCAUUCAGACAUGUGGUACACAUCUUGUCGUGUUCUUAUUCUUAGAGUUCAACGCCUGCUUUAGCCUGAUAGCUCAUCGAUUUGAGCAAGCWGCCCCUUCCUUGAGGAGGGCUUUUGGAGUAUCAGUUAUGGUGUUCCCUCCCAUUCUCAAUCCACUCAUAUAUGGUCUAAAAACUAAAGAAAUUCGSCAAAAUGUUCUGGGUUUCUACAAACGAAAGGUAUCUUCAGUUAAUAAAUGA